CGCCCGCGCUCCUUCUUCCCUCUUUCCCUCCCUGAGGGGUGCGGGCAGCCCCAGCUGCCCCCCCAAGCACCGCCGUGGCGGCAGCGGGCGGUAGCUGCGCCCCCACAGCGGCGUCUCUCCCGCCUGUGCCGUGAGGGGAAAGCCCCCGCGGAGCGGCAACGCCAUGGCGCGGAGCGGGCCGCGGUCCUCCCGCGGCCGCACUCUUUCAGCUCCGUCUCUCUCGAUUUAUUCUGUCCCGAAAUCCCCAGUCUGUGACAUGGGACUCCGCCAGAAUCCCCACAAAAUACCGACAUUGCUCGAUAUUCGCCAAACAUGCGGGGAAAGGGCCUGCGCUUCCCGAGCUGGUGGCGUUCCCCGGCACGGGGCCCAGUAGCGCGGCCUUCGCCCGCAGCGGGACUCGGCCGAGGCUGGCAGCCUCCCCGCGUCCCCUUCAGCUGCUGCCAAGACGCGCUGCACGGGAUCGGGGUUUUCUUCGUAUUACGGAAACACUGGGAAACCUAAAAUUACUUCUUUCCCCCAUUCUGAGCCAUAUUUUUCUUCACUUAAUUUCUUUAAUGGAUUUUGGGCAGGUACUCAUCUCAAAAUGCUUACUUAAUUCUUUCUACAGAGGAAUUUUCUCUUAGAAUGUCCAAUGAGCAUUUGAUAACAGUUUCAAUGAAAAAAAAAUGCAUUAAAAUUAUGGAAACCGUCCUUCACUUUCAGAAUUAACAUACUUUGUACAGAAUUGAUGUUAACAGCUGUUUACUGAACUUCAGUCCCAGGGGAGCUGCCUUCGGCUUGUCCGUGGUGGACAGAAGCCAUGAAGCAGCACUUGGCAUCGAUCUCCGUGCAGUUGUAGGUCUCCAGAGGGAGAAGGGAGACAAAAUUCACUCUGCUGGUGGGCCUUAUCGAUUGCUUUUCUUCUGGGGAAAGAAAGAAAAAAAAAGAAAACAAAUAGCCUUGAACGUGCUGCACUGGAACACUGUGUUAAACAUGAGUACUUUGGCAAGUAGCGUAAUUGGCCCGAUCUUCCUCUGAUGUAAGUCUGUAUAAUUGUGCUGAAGUCUGUAAGCCUCACUUGGCAUAAUGAGAAAUGGCUCCCUUGUGGGAAAAUUAUUUCCUGGUGAUACUGUCUCUUUAAAAAAACAACUCAAACCACAGAACAUCGUUAUUCUUUGGAAACAUGAACUAGAUAACCUCCUGAGGUCCCUUCCAACCUGAAUUAUCCUGUGUUUCUACACUGCUGCUGUUUGUUCAUACAGUAUUUUGCAUGAUGGAGCCCCGGCUCCUAACUGAAGCCACUUUGUGCAGAGCAGCGAUACAGCCUGCUGAGCUGGGGAGGUGGAAGUGGAGUGAAACAGUCCCAAGACCCAGUGGUGUGUUAGAGCAUAGGGUGUGUUACUCUCAGCCUGGAUUAUUGAAACAGCUUCAGCUCUCGUUUCCUCUCUGUGGCAACCCCAAAUCUGCUUGCGCAUUACUAUCACACUACAGAUUACAUGAAAAUAGGCACUGGUAUUCUGCAAAGGGUGGUUUUAAUUACAUUUAGUGCUUUUUUACAUGUAUCACAAACAUGUUCAUGCAAUAUCUCAUUUAUAUCCUUUAAUAUUUCUUAUCUCAAAUUGCAUAACAAUUUUUACUACUACUACCAUUUCUGCUCCACAGGCAGAGAAGCUGAGGCACUAAUACCUUAAGACCUACAUUUUCAUGCUUGACUGCUUUGACUUGCAAAACAGCAGCCCACCUCUUCAAGAUUUCUAACAGCGUGAAAUCUUAUGAAACAGUGUUAGUGCGUUUUGGUACUGGAAUGAUGACUACUCUAGAAGCUGUCAAGAAGAGGCAAAAUUAUACUAGUGUACAUGAGGCAGUGAAAGCUGGUGAUGUAGAAGAGCUUGCGGCAAUGAUAAAAAGUGGAGCCGGUAUUAAUGAGGUGGAUUUAGUCCACAAAUUCACACCGUUGCACUGUGCUGCACACUCUGGAAGUCUGGAGUGCCUUCACUGGUUGCUCUGGCACGGAGCUGAUACAACACACGUCACUGUCGGAGGCUGGACAGCAGCUCACCUCGCGGCUAUCCGAGGUCAGGAUGCUUGCAUGCAGGCUUUGUUAAUAAAUGGAGUGAGUGCAGAGGCUCAGGAUGAUCGUGGGUGCACGCCGUCGCACUUAGCUGCAGCCCAUGGGCAGUCUUACACCUUGCAAACCAUACUGCGAAGUGGAGCGAAUGUAAAUGUUUCAGACAGGAAUGACUGGAAGCCUGUUCAUUAUGCUGCUUUUCAUGGUCGCUUGGGGUGUUUGCAGCUUCUUGUUAGAUGGGGAGCGUGUAUAGAUGAUGUGGAUAACAAUGGAAACCUUCCAGCUCAUCUGGCAGCAAAGGAAGGACACUUGCAUUGCUUUAAGUUCUUGGUCAGUAAAAUGGCCACUGCCAUGCACACACUGAAAGCCAGGAAUGACCAAGGAGAGACUCCAAGGGACUUGGCUGAACGGUUCUAUAAAGAUAAUAUUCUGCAAUAUAUUGACAGUGUUGAAAAAGAGGAUGAACGUCCAGAGACACAGGAAGCUGCUGGACAGGGGCAUACCCAUUGCUUACAGUGGCUGAUUGAAAUGGGAGCUGACUGUGACAUUACAAAUGAUGCUGGAGAGACUCCAAAGGAUGUAGCCAAGAGAUUUGCCCAACUGGCAGCGGUGGAACUUUUGACACAAAGAACUGGAGACAGUAACUCUAGUGAUGAAGAACUAGAUGCAAACAACAUAAAGUUUUUUGAAAGACAUAGUGUGGAAGGAAGUACAGAUAGCAAAGAAGAUUUAACCCUGGAUAAAGCAGAGAAAAGGAACGCACGCAUAAGGGCCUAUCGCAAGAUUCAAGAACUUCAGCAACUUCUAGAAAUUGCCUACAGCAACUACAGACAGCUGGGAGGAAUAACUGAAGAGGAGAAGAAGAUGAAAAAAGAGGAAAGAGAGGUUGAGAAGGCCAUGAGGGAGCUGGAGGCCCAGCUGGAAUAUGAGCGAGUCAGGCGGGAGAAGCUGGAGAGCCAGCUGGAUGACUACCGUGCUGAGAUAAGCCGCCUUAGAGAGAGCCUGGAGAAAACCUGCGCACCCCCUGCUCUCCCCGUGGAAGCUAAGACCAUCUCCAAGUCUUGCAAAGAGCAAAAGAAAGUAAAGAAGAAACCAGCCUGCAGCCCUGGGGGAGUGUUUGUGAGACUGCGUUGAGGAAUGAACCUCCGAAGAGGGGCAGGCACACCAAGGAGGUGCACAGGAGAAAAAUAAAAAACAAUUUUACAAAUUCAGAAAACUGCUAACCAAGUUAAUCAGUCAUGUAAGUGUUACUACCGUGUGCAUGCAAUUACUCUUCCAGAAUUUUUCUCCCAAUGGAGCAAUUUGUUCUUGAUUAAAUAUCCUAACUAGUGUGUUCAAUCUGUGUAGCCAUAUAUAAUCUGCUGGGAAUUUUUCUCAAAAUAAAGGGAUUAUUUUUAAACAUUGAUGAUCUUGUUAUUCUGAGACUAAAGACAGCAGAAACAUACCAAAAUGCUGCCAAGCAAGACCAGAACGUGUCUCAGUGACCAGUUUAAUUAAAUUGCUGACUACUCUCCCUGCAUUGUAUGGUUAAUGGUGACAAGACUGUACCAGAAUUGCCCUUAAAUAAAAAUACAGAAGAUGAUUCUAAGAGGUGUAGAUUUUCUUUUU
Molecule: messenger RNA, 3655 nt
Organism: Grus americana (Whooping crane)
Lineage: Eukaryota; Metazoa; Chordata; Aves; Gruiformes; Gruidae
Gene: ANKRD42
Product: ankyrin repeat domain 42
Exons: 12
Coding region: 1784-3181 (465 amino acids)
Molecular function (GO): protein binding
Source: RefSeq, a predicted model, not a curated record